Vollenhovia emeryi is the source of this 854-nucleotide messenger RNA. It is a transcript of the gene Mthfs, whose product is annotated as 5-formyltetrahydrofolate cyclo-ligase. Lineage: Eukaryota; Metazoa; Arthropoda; Insecta; Hymenoptera; Formicidae. The transcript is spliced from 4 exons. The record is from RefSeq and is a predicted model, not a curated record. Gene Ontology annotation, molecular function: 5-formyltetrahydrofolate cyclo-ligase activity. Bases 243 to 830 code for a protein of 195 amino acids. Gene Ontology annotation, biological process: folic acid-containing compound biosynthetic process; tetrahydrofolate interconversion. Gene Ontology annotation, cellular component: mitochondrion.
ACCUACAAGAACAACAUGUCUGUUUGAAAAUAAUUCUUGUCUCUCCAACGGGUACUGGCCGGCAAUUAAUUGGGCAAUCUUAGUAAAUAUUUACGUCAUAAUUUGAUAACGCGCGACACCAAGGAGGUCACAGAUACGUAUGUGGGCCAUCAGUCAACUAUUAUACUGCUACGCUUAGCACAAUUCAACAUGCGAAAACGGACAUAGUGGUGGUAGGAGUAACAGUACAAAUAAACUGCAAUAUGGCAGCUCUGACAUCAGCCAAGAGUGCCCUGAGAAAAGAAAUCAAGGGCAUUCUGAGAAACAUUAGCCUGGAAGAAAGGAAGCAGCAGUCUGCACAGGUAUUUGAGAAGCUUCGCCUAUUGAAGCAAUAUCAAGACAGCAAGAGAAUUUCGCUAUAUCUGAGUACUAAAGAUGAAAUCGACACCCUGCCCAUCUUGAAACACACAUUUGACACGGGGAAAGAGGUUUUUGUACCGCAAUAUCGUGGAAAGACUAUGGAAAUGGUAAAACUGAGGUCGAUGGAGGAUUACGAGACACUUCCGCUAACGAAGUGGAACAUUAAACAACCAAGCACCGCAGAAUGUCGUGAAAAUGCAUUAGAAAAAGAUGGACUAGAUUUGAUAAUUCUACCGGGUGUUGCUUUCACAAUAAACGGGAAACGCCUGGGACAUGGAAUGGGUUACUACGACAAGUACUUGAAGAGGUGUUUUCAGAAACAAAGCGUAAAGCCGUAUCUAGUUGCGGUUGGUUUUAAAGAGCAAAUACAAGAAGACGUUCCUGUUAACGAGGACGACGUGCCUGUAGACAUCGUAUUCACUGGGCAAUAAAUAAUUUUAUGAAAAAAAAAAAAA